This is a messenger RNA of Solanum stenotomum, 1450 nucleotides long. RefSeq names its product putative ALA-interacting subunit 2. The record is from RefSeq and is a predicted model, not a curated record. Lineage: Eukaryota; Viridiplantae; Streptophyta; Magnoliopsida; Solanales; Solanaceae. The transcript has 9 exons. Gene Ontology annotation, cellular component: endoplasmic reticulum; Golgi apparatus; plasma membrane. The coding region runs from base 359 to 1414 and encodes 351 amino acids.
GGAGGAAAAAGGAAGGUUUCAUGGGAGACUUGCAGACAAGUCUUUGGUCGAAACGUAUAUAUGCGUAUUACCCUAUACAUUGGUUUUCUUCUGUCAAAAGCAAUAGCUCACAUUCCCUCAUAUAUACAAUCAUCCAUUCUCCUAUUUUUUGCCGUAUAAAUUCGAAAUCGUAUUUAUCUACCAUUGUACUUGCUACCUACUUCAAUUUUCCCAACCUAAUUCACAGCAGACAAAUGGGUCUUCGAGAUUAGAUUGGUGGAAAUUUGUAUGCAAAAUUUACUACGUGUAGAUUUUUUUGCUCCAGCUGCAGAUUCUUGAGUAGAGAUUCUACAGGGCUUUGCUAUCAUUAUUUGAUUGAAUGGAUGUGGAGGGAUCAAGUACUUUGUCAGGAAAUGGUGCACAAUCUGUAGAAUCUCGGUCACGUCCAGUUCGACGACAUUUGGAUGAUGCUGUAUAUCAGUUUAAACAACAAAAUCUCCCAGCAUGUAAACCUGUCCUUACACCAGCAUGGGUCAUUUCGAUGUUUUUCUUGAUAGGCGUCAUUUUUAUUCCAAUUGGACUUCUCUGUCUUUAUGCUUCUGAAAGUGUUAUUGAGAUUGUUGACAGAUAUGAUAUAGAUUGUGUGCCAGAUAAUUUCAAGAGUCAAAAAGUUGCUUACAUCAAAGAUGCCUCAGUUUCCAAGAAUUGUACACGUUACUUAAAGGUGCCCCAAAAUAUGAAAGCUCCAAUUUACAUCUAUUAUCAACUCGAUAACUAUUACCAGAACCACAGAAGGUACGUCAAAAGCAGAAGUGAUAAACAGCUUUUACAUGGAUUACAGUACAAUGAUACAAGUUCUUGCAAUCCCGAAGGCGAAAACAAUGGUCUCCCAAUUGUUCCUUGUGGUUUGAUUGCAUGGAGCUUGUUUAAUGACACGUAUUCCUUCUUCAACGGGGCAGAUGCUAUAAAAGUCAACAGGAAAAAUAUUGCUUGGAGGAGUGAUCGUGAACACAAAUAUGGGAAAGACGUUUAUCCAUCCAAUUUCCAGAGCGGGUCUCUAAUUGGUGGUGCAACAUUGGACCCUAACAUCCCUCUAAGUGAUCAGGAGGAUCUCAUUGUAUGGAUGCGUACUGCUGCUCUCCCUACCUUUCGUAAGUUAUAUGGAAGAAUUGAAGUGGACUUAGAGGAAGGUGACUUAAUUAUGGUGAAUCUUGUUAACAACUACAACACGUACAGUUUUGGUGGAAGGAAGAAACUUGUUCUUUCAACAACCAGCUGGCUGGGAGGCAGGAAUAACUUCGUUGGGAUGUCCUAUGUCGCUGUCGGUUCCUCAUUUAUCUUCCUCGCUUUUGUCUUCUUGUUACUUCAUGUGAAAAAUCCAAGGUCUUAUGGGGAUACAAAUUUAUCUUGGAACUGGAAAGGCAUGUCAAACUAGAAGGCAUGACUAUUGCUAAAUUACAAAUUUGGCUUC